UUCUGCAAGCCUUGCUCCAUUUGCGACUCGCGAGCUCACCUUCCACACCCUACCUACUCCUCCACUCUGAGCUCACACCAAACAGCCCGUGCACCAAGGCCACCAUUCACCUCCACCAACAACAAACGGGAACUCUUCACAGCUUCGCACCUCGCGUCACAACACCAAGACGCACGUAGGAGGGAACCUCAAGCUUCAGUCGUCCAUGGCUCAGCAGCAAACAAAUCCUGAAGAGGUGGUCCUCGGGCAGGAGGUCGGGGCCGCGAGGGUGGCCACUCUCAACCGCCCGCGCCAGCUCAACGGCAUCUCCGACAGAGUGGUGUACCUCCUCGCACAGUUUCUGGAGAAAUGGGAGAAGGAUGAGAACGCCAAAUUCGUCAUCUUUAAGGGUGCUGGGCGUGCAUUUUCUGCUGGUGGGGACCUAAAGAUGUUUUAUGAAGGGAAAUCAAAUGAUUCCUGCCUCGAGGUUGUGUAUAGAAUGUAUUGGCUUUGCUACCACAUUCACACGUACAAGAAAACCAUGGUUGCUCUUGUUAAUGGGCUUGUCAUGGGUGGUGGCGCUGCAAUGGUUGCGCCACUAAAGUUUGCAGUUGUCACAGAGAAAACAAUCUUUGCUACUCCUGAGGCUAGUGUUGGAUUGCACACAGAUUGUAGCUUUUCCUACAUCCAUUCCCGGCUCCCUGGAUAUUUAGGCGAGUAUCUGGCUUUAACUGGUGCUAGACUGAAUGCGAAGGAAAUGAUUUCUGCUGGUCUUGCUACUCAUUUUGUCAGUUCUGAAAAAUUGGAAGAACUUGAAAAACGUCUACUGGAUUUGGACACAGGUGCUGAGUCUGCAGUCCGAGCUGUUAUUGAAGAAUUUUCAACAGAUGUUCAAACUGAUGAAGAUAGUAUAUUGAAUAAGCUUUCAACUAUCAACAAAUGCUUCUCUGCAGAGACUGUUGAGGAUAUCAUAAAAGCAUUUGAAUCAGAAGCGAGCAUAGACGGAAACCAAUGGAUAGCUCCAGUCCUAAAGGGUCUGAGAAGAUCAUCUCCAACUGCACUGAAGAUCACCCUGAGAUCGAUCAGAGAAGGUCGAAAACAGAGUUUGCCUGAAUGUUUGACUAAGGAAUUUAGGCUUACAAUGAAUAUACUGCGGUCUGUUGUCAAUGGGGAUGUUUAUGAGGGCAUUAGAGCUCUUAGCAUCGAUAAAGACAAUGCCCCUAAGUGGAAUCCCACUACCCUUGAGGAGGUGAAGUACGAGGACAUCGACCGUCUGUUCCAGCCGUUCAGUCCGGAGCUGGAACUUCAGGUCCCAUCUGAUGAUUCCAACAGGUGGAGCGGCAAAUACGAGAACACGGUCUAUGGCAGAGCUUCCCAGUGACUGUAUACAAGAUCCCCCAGCCUUUUGUUAUUUUCAUCCGAACCACUGCAUUACGGAAUAUUCAGUUUGCGGCACGUGUGUAUUUCGAGUGUUUGUGUAGCGCGACGUUCCAAUGUAUGAACUGUUGCAAAGGUUACACGAUGACAUGAAGUUUGAUCCAACACCAAAACCAUCUAUUAGAUGGGAAAGUUCUGCA
This is a messenger RNA of Zea mays, 1556 nucleotides long. Its product is annotated as 3-hydroxyisobutyryl-CoA hydrolase/ catalytic. The transcript has 15 exons. Lineage: Eukaryota; Viridiplantae; Streptophyta; Magnoliopsida; Poales; Poaceae. Gene Ontology annotation, biological process: L-valine catabolic process. Gene Ontology annotation, molecular function: 3-hydroxyisobutyryl-CoA hydrolase activity. The record is from RefSeq and is marked provisional. Bases 206 to 1360 code for a protein of 384 amino acids.